Messenger RNA from Astyanax mexicanus (Mexican tetra), 2605 nucleotides. RefSeq names its product caspase 9, apoptosis-related cysteine peptidase (gene casp9). Gene Ontology annotation, biological process: proteolysis; intrinsic apoptotic signaling pathway in response to DNA damage; apoptotic process. Bases 2 to 1213 code for a protein of 403 amino acids. Gene Ontology annotation, cellular component: cytoplasm. The transcript has 9 exons. NCBI's taxonomy places the organism in Eukaryota, Metazoa, Chordata, Actinopteri, Characiformes, Acestrorhamphidae. The record is from RefSeq and is a predicted model, not a curated record.
CAUGGAGCCCAGACACAGGAAGAUCCUCCAGCAGAACAGAGCUCACCUGGUGAAGACCCUAGAUCCUUCAGGUGUCCUCGAUGGACUCUUGUCAAGAGGCAUCUUCAGUCAGGACAUGAUAGAUGAGAUAAAGAGCUCUGGGGCCAGACGUACUCAGGCCAGGCAGCUGGUGAAGGACCUGGAGACGAGAGGCCGUCAAGCUUUCCCAGCUUUUCUGGAGUGUCUUCAUGAAACCGGCCAAUCCAGCCUGGCGGAGCACCUGGAGAGUGGAAAUCCUCUACCUGUACCUGCUCCCCUCCCUGUGCAGCCCACUGUAAUCCCUCUCCCUGUCACUCCUGACAAAGAUGUUGCAAGACCCAGACCACCCAGGCAGAGGCGUGAUAGCAUCCAGAGCUAUAAGAUGGAUGCCAGUCCGUGUGGAAUGUGUCUGAUCAUCAACAAUGUAAAAUUUGACCCUGCCUCAAACCUGAAGGAGCGUAAGGGGUCUGAUAUCGACUGCGACAAGUUGGAGAGAAGAUUCCGAUCUCUCAAUUUUGAUGUUAUUGUCAAGAAGAACUUGAAAUGUAAACACAUAAGACAAGAGUUGUCUUCUCUGGCUAAGAUGGAUCAUUCCAAGUACGACUGCUGUGUGGUGAUCAUCCUGUCACAUGGAACUGAGGCGAGUCACAAUCGAUUCCCUGGAGCAGUGCAUGGUGUGGAUGGUCCAUCUGUUCCUGUUCAGAUAAUCACAAACUACCUCAAUGGCCAGAACUGUUCCUCUCUGCAGGGCAAGCCCAAGGUCUUCUUCAUACAAGCAUGUGGAGGAGAUCAGAGGGAUAUUGGUUUUGAAGUGUCUCCAGAUGAGGUGCAGCCCCUUGCAGGGGGAAUUGAUGACCAGCCAGACGCCAUUCCCACAUCGUCCAGUAGCGAUUCGCUCAGCUUAUCUGAUGAAAUUGAUGCCAGGGCCACUCUACCCACGCCCAGUGAUAUUCUAGUGUCUUACUCCACUUUUCCAGGAUAUGUGUCAUGGAGAGAUACGCUCACAGGGUCUUGGUACGUGGAGACGCUGGAUCGCGUCCUGGAGGAGAAUGCUGCCACUGAUGACCUCGUCACUAUGUUAAUGAUGGUGAACAAUGAAGUGUCUCAGAUAUCCGCUAAAGGCCUCUACAAACAGAUGCCUGGGUCCUUCAACUUCCUUCGCAAACAUCUCUACUUUCAAGCGCCGGCCACAUAAGAUGCUGAAGUUGAAACAAGACAACACAAGACACUGAUUUACAAUGAUAGAAUUUUAAAAUUAUUGGAAGACAGCAGAAUCAACAUGCAGGGAUGUGGGUUACUUUUUAGUAUGUGGCUAAUCAAUGUACAAUAAAGACAGGAUCACUGUCUGUAGAGGCACCUGCCAUUGUGGUUUGGACCAAAAAAAAGGACAGGAUUAGUUUCUCAGGGGGUCUUGAGGUAAUUUUCUCUUUUACGGGGGAGUCUCUGUGAUUUUAUUCCCGUCCAGAACAACCAUGUAUGUGUUUUGCUACUACUGUGUUUCGCUGAACUCCGUGGUCCUCCGGUCAUUUUAGUUCUGUCCGGAUGGACACAUCUGAGUUUCGUCACCUCACGUUUAAUAAAACAGCUAUUUGUCCACUGCCGCACACUGUAAUACACUUUGGGCACAUGUUUCCACGGAGAUCUACGUCAAAAACACAACAGCGAGUGGAAAUGGAGGAGCUACUGAGCGCUGCAAUGUCAUGUGACCGAAAAAGCCUAAAAAAAAAAAAAAACUCACUGAUCCUCCUGUUUUUUCAGUUACAGUCCGGAUGCAGGAGUUUUAUCACUGAAUAGACGUGUGACAUAUUUUACACAGACGUCCCCCUGAUAAACUAAUCCCGACCAGAUAGGGCUUAAGUGUAUACGAUGUACCAAAAUCAUUAACCUUGGUUCAAACUUUGGUCUAGACUUUAAGGUGUGUAUGAAUUAUCAGUGUGUCAGUGAUUUUUUUUUUGAUAGUUUUGAGAAAAACUGAAAACUUGAGAAAAUGAUAGCCAUUUAAGAUGAUGUACUUCAAUUCAAAUUAAACUGUGACUGUGGGUUUAGAAACGUGUGAAUUGUGUUGUGUUUUGAGACUCUUUUCUUGGGUGUUGAGGGGGUGGCUGAUUUUUCACACUUACCAGCUCCUCAUUAGAAGCAAUGCUGGCGCUGCCAGUCCUUGGCAUUCAUGCUUGGCGCUAAUGCCGUGGCUCAAACUGUGUAAGUGCAAGGAAAAACUCUGAAUGUAUGUCUGUGCUGCAGUGUUGCAAGAUGCAUUUCUGCUUGAUUCAGUCCUUUAUGAUAAUGCGAUUAUGUUUUUUCCUCAGAAACCUUGCAUUUCACUGAUGGGUUAGAGAGAUAAACAGUGUCUGGUUAUGUUAAUCUGUUUAUCUCUCACAGGACUUUUCUUGUUUUUUUUUUGUAAAGCUUGCACAACUUGUACAGGUUAAGGGUUAUUUUAGGAUGUAGUAAGUAAACAACAUGUUUUAAUACGGUCAGCCCAAACAGCAAGGUUUUGGCCUUAAUGUUGUUUUUUUAUUAUUUUAAUUUUUUAAAUCUAAUACAACUCAAAUGACUUUUUAUUAAGUCUGUAUAAUAUAUUUAUGUG